AAAGCCGCACGCUACCAAAAUUUCGUCCAACAUAAUUGUGGUGUGAAUGGCAAGGCCAACCUACCCAAUUACCCAUCAUUUUGAAUUUUCAAUAUUCUCAGAAGUCCAUCAAAAUCAUUGACUUGGAAGCCGUCCCCAGUGCGCAGGGAACGGAUGCUAAAACAGCACGAGGUUGUCCUUGGCAUUCCUUACUUGAAACAAUGUGGCUUUUUGGGAGCUAAAAGCGCCUGACAGAGUUGACUGCCCUUAGCAUUCCCCUUACUGGCAAAGGAAACGUAAACAUAAACACCAGCCAGCCGCCUGGUAGUCAUCCGCCAUGCUCAAUCCCACCGUAAUCCUGUCAUCCAUAAUCUUCUGCUUACAUGUCCUAAUAACCCAGUCCCAAAUCAACACCUCCUAUUACAGUCUUUGUUCUCCUUUCAAGUGUGGCGACAUAACCUUCCCCUUCCCCUUCUCUAAUCAACGCACUUUCGGUUCAAGCCCCAUAGACUGCGGCUUCCCUGGCUACCAAAUCAUAUGCGAUGAUCAGGAAUCUUCCCAACUUCCCAAGCUCAUGCUCUCAAAUAGCAAACUCUACCAAGUCAAAAACAUCUUCCUCAACGAGUCCGAUGAAGGUGGAGUGAAUCUGAUCACCUUGGUAGAUACUGAUCUCAUCCGGGACUUCACCACCGGUUCAUGCCAGUCUUUGCGCAACCUUACAAUUCCUGACUUUGGUAUUGAGAAUUACUACCCUCUUGGGCUCCCUCCUUGGAUUACUAACUUGACAUUCUUCAAGUGCCCAUCUCAGCUUGAGCCUUCUCAAGACUUUAUGGACCAAAUCGCUUUUAACUACAGUUGCAAUAAUGAAGGAAACCAGCUUUAUCUUUGGAGAAAUGUGAUUAGGAGUCAAGCGCGUCCAAUACCACGACAGUUCAACUAUUCGUUAACUCCAAGGGAUUGCAACCUGGUUAUGGUGCCUGUAUCCAGUGCCGAUAUGAUAAUCAUGUUCACAAAUGUUAGUAGUGUUGCUAACGGUGAUAUAGAGUCGAGUCAGCUGACUAAAGCGUUGGCUGCAGGGUUUCCAUUGCAAUGGAAGAGUUCCGAGGAUUGUGAGAGUUGCAAGAAGACAAACGGACGUUGUGGAUUUGACGCGGUAAAAGUUGUUUGCAUCUGUCGGGAUGGCUGUACCUCCACCAAGCCACAAAAACUUUCAAAACUGCAGAAGGUUAUUAUAGGUGUUGCAAGUGGAAGUUGCUCGAUUGUUGUAAUUAUAGUCCUCCUACUUGUCUGCAAGAAGAGAGCUUCACUAAUCUUUAGUGCCUAUUUGGAGAAGAAUCAAACCACUUCAGAUGGAACAAGUGCCAAAGAAUUCAUUAAAACGUACAGGUCAAAUUUGUUGAACAACUACUCCUACAACGAUAUCAAGAAGAUGACAAAUGGAUUCAAGGAUAAACUAGGUGAAGGGGGAUAUGGUAAUGUCUACAAGGGAAAAUUAUUUGAUGAUCGCAUCAUUGCUGUGAAGUUGUUCAAGUCUGCUGACAGUAGUGGCCACAAUUUCAUUACAGAAGUUGCCACCAUAGGUAGGAUACAUCAUUUUAAUGUUGUUAAUUUAUUGGGUUUCUGUUGGGAUGGUUCAAAACAAGCUCUUAUCUACGAAUACAUGUCUAACGGAUCACUAGCGGAUUUACUGUCGAAAGAAGAAGUGAACCGUUCGCUCGGACUGGCUAAGCUUAUUGAAAUUGCGGUUGGAGUUGCAAAAGGGAUAGAGUACUUGCACAAUGGUUGUGAAUCACGGAUCUUGCAUCUUGACAUAAAGCCUCAAAAUGUUCUGCUAGACCAGAGUUUGAACCCCAAAAUAUCUGAUUUUGGAUUAGCCAAAGUAUACUCUCGAAACCAUAGCAAUGUCACGAUGACAGGUGCAAGAGGAACUAUUGGCUAUAUUGCUCCUGAGAUUUUCAUGAGAAAUCUCGGGAAUCCUUCUCAUAAAUCUGAUGUUUAUAGCUAUGGGAUGCUACUGUUAGAGAUGGUAGGAUGGAGGCAGCGUUUCAAACCAAUAACCAGCAGUACUAGUUCCAGUACUGAAGCUUACUUCCCUGGAUGGAUUUAUGAGAAGCUCGUGGAAGAGAAGGAUAUUAUGCAACAAGCUGAUUUUGUGGUGGAAGAGAGUUAUUUAAUAGCAAGGAAGAUAAUAAUGGUGGGUUUAUGGUGCAUCCAAAUCAAUCAGAGAGAUCGUCCCUCAAUGAUAAGAGUUGUGGAAAUGUUGAGUGGGCGUAUCGAAGACAUUGAAAUGCCUCCUAAGCCCUCGUUUAUGUUUUCUCCUCCUCAUCAAGAACUAUUUGAGAAUGAAAUCACCUCAAUCGGAAGUGAUUCCAGUGCCAUACCACUCACACAUGAUGAAAGUCUUGAAAUAUAAAACUGAAAUACAUGAAAACAUGUUUUUCCCCCUUUUUUUUUAUUAUUGUUCUUCUCUGUUCCUAGCUAAUGAUAGCUUUAAGCUUGCAGCGGUUGGCUAACAUACAAGGUUCUGUUGGCACAAAGCCGAAUAAUCUAUUUAGAGGUUGAAUUAAAAUUUGGUAUAUCUAAAAUCAAAAUAAUCUAUUUAGAGGUCUCCAAGAUUUUUUUUUUUCUGUUCUUUCGGUUGAGAAGUCAUAUACAAACAAAGGCUUAUCAAAAGCCAAGGGGCCCAAGUGCCACUGUUCGCACGUGUCUUGUUAGUCCACAUAUUUAGAAGUCCGAAAUACUAUUUUUGGAAAUUUUAGAAUUUUGAUGAAAGAUUUCAA
Molecule: messenger RNA, 2759 nt
Organism: Durio zibethinus
Lineage: Eukaryota; Viridiplantae; Streptophyta; Magnoliopsida; Malvales; Malvaceae
Product: rust resistance kinase Lr10-like
Biological process (GO): protein phosphorylation
Molecular function (GO): ATP binding; polysaccharide binding; protein kinase activity
Source: RefSeq, a predicted model, not a curated record